This is a messenger RNA of Linum trigynum, 2125 nucleotides long. Lineage: Eukaryota; Viridiplantae; Streptophyta; Magnoliopsida; Malpighiales; Linaceae. The record is from the annotation of a GenBank genome assembly.
CGCAAAUUGUUUGCAUGGCGGACACUUGGAAAGAACAGCUGAACAGAAAUUGCAGCAAAUCCCCGACCACCGUCUGAAAUUUCCCGGCGAUGUUACUCGCCCAAACGUACCGUGCCUCGACAAACAACAUCCGGCGGCCUGCUUGCGCGACAACGGUGAUCGGAAAGACGGCUAAAUCGGCUUCUUCGAUGUUGAAUUGAUCGCUGCCUGGCCAAUAAGUCUCUCAUCUUCCUUCGCUCCCAGAACCCUAAUCCGCUGUCUUCCUCCUCAUCGUUGGAGCUCCGAAACCGGGUCCGGCGAACAGUAAUUCUCAGUCGUACUUCUUUUACUGAAUUACUGCCUCUUAGUCUUGGUUGGGCUGGGCCCAUCGCUUUCCAAGCCUUGUUGGCAUUUUACGGGAUGAACUGGUCGCACAUUGAAUAUGGGCCUGUUUUUGGGCUUUUUGCCCGGUGGGCUGGCAUAUUGUGAGGGCUGGCCUGUGGUUAUGUCUCUGAAGUCUGAACCCACUUCUCACUGAAAUGAGAAAUCCCUCAUUCCCAAAAUUGGCGUUGAGGAAGUCUCCCAGUCCCAGGCAAAGCUGCUGACAAUUAAUCUAAAGGACUCGUUUUUUCCUCUAGGAGAACGCAUCUGGGAAUCAGACCACCGUAGUUCUCUGCUUUUAGGGUUGCAGAUCACACCUUCUUCACGCAACAAUGGCGAUGGCUGCUUUGAGACGCGAAGGGAGGCGAUUCGCCGGCUCCAUCACUGCUCCCCGACCAAUGCCCGCUAUUCGAUCCGCUCUCAUCUCUGAUGAGCAAGUUCCUCUGGGAGUGCGUUCAAUCUCCACUCAAAUUGUUAGAAACCGGAUGAAGAGUGUCAGGAACAUUCAGAAAAUCACUAAGGCUAUGAAGAUGGUUGCUGCAUCAAAGUUGCGAGCAAUUCAAACCAGAGCUGAAAAUUCACGAGGCCUGUGGCAGCCUUUUACUGCUCUUCUUGGUGACACUCCUGGGGUUGAAGUGAAGAAAAAUGUCAUUGUCACUAUUUCCUCUGACAAAGGUCUCUGUGGAGGGAUUAACUCUACAUCAGUUAAGAUAAGCAGGGCUAUUCACAAGUUGACUUCUGGCCCAGAAAAGGAAGUGAAGUAUGUUAUCUUGGGAGAAAAGGCGAAAGCUCAACUGAUGCGUGAUUCAAAGAAAGAUAUUGAGUUAUGCAUCACCGAGUUGCAAAAGAAUCCUUUGAACUAUACUCAGGUUGCCGUGUUAGCUGACGAUAUCUUGAAGAAUGUAGAAUUUGAUGCUUUGAGGAUUGUCUUCAACAAAUUUCAGUCAGUUGUCGCAUUUCUGCCUACAAUGUCGACUGUCUUGUCCCCUGAGGUUGUUGAGAGAGAGGCCGAGGCUGGUGGAACGCUUGGCGCACUCGAUUCCUAUGAGAUUGAAGGUGGUGAAACGAAGGGAGAAAUUCUUCAGAACCUUGCUGAGUUCCAAUUCUCUUGUGUUAUGUUCAAUGCAGUGCUUGAGAAUGCAUGCAGUGAGCAAGGUGCAAGGAUGUCUGCCAUGGACAGUUCAAGCAGAAAUGCUGGAGAUAUGCUUGACCGCCUGACUAUAUUCUAUAACAGGACUCGUCAAGCAUCUAUCACCACUGAGCUGAUUGAGAUUAUCUCUGGAGCAUCAGCACUGGAAGGUUAAUCACAACAGAUCUCAAACUCUUUGUGAUUCUCGUCUGAUGGUGACGAAAUAAGGUGUUGGCGAAACAAAACGAGUUGCAAGUUUUUGUUUAUUGGCGAUAUCAUAUCUUUUGAAGAUGUUUUGUUGAGCAACUGCAAUAAAAACCCUCUUCCCAGCAUUGUAGUUUCGUUUCUGGGAAAUUGAAACGUGCUUUACCAUUACAUUACCUUACAGCUUUACUUUUGACGUUGAAAUCAACGUGAUGAUAUCGACUGUACAUUCUGUUGAUUUUCCAACUCUCUUUUUAUAUUUGCUCGUGGAAAAUCCCUACCAGUACUUAGUGGGCAUAUAAGAGGUCGACAUUCUAGCUUAACACUCUCAUUGUUGGGCUUCGUGGGCUUCGAAAUUCCUUCUCCGUGGGCCGGCGGCAAUAUCCAACAACUCACUGUUCGCCACUUGCGUCUCGUUCAAGCAAAUUGGCG